Cuscuta campestris is the source of this 2935-nucleotide messenger RNA. The record is from the annotation of a GenBank genome assembly. NCBI's taxonomy places the organism in Eukaryota, Viridiplantae, Streptophyta, Magnoliopsida, Solanales, Convolvulaceae.
CGAACCCUCAAAUCUUCAUCGUCCUCUCUUUUCUUCUCUUCCCGUUCGCUGAAACCCUAAUCCGAAACCCUACCUUUUUUCUACUCCGCCAUGGCUAAGAAGCGAAAGAGCCGAGCCCCAAGUCGGCCUACGGCCGAUCCAGAACCAGAGCCAGUCGAAAUUCAACAGCUACAGCAACAACUCGAAUCGGAUCUCCAAUUUGAAGCAUCCCAUCAAGAUCCGGAACAACAGGCAGAGGAAGAAUUGGAAGAGGAAGUAGAAGAUGCAGAUCUUGACGGUGGAGAGGAGGAAGAGGACGAAGGAGAAGAUACGCAAGCGGAUCUAUUGAACACAGAUGCUGAAACUGGCAAAGAAAACCAGGUGGCCCAUGAUGUUUCAACUGGAAAAGCUAACGGGGAGGAGAAGAAGGCUAUAGAUACGGAGGUAUUUGACGAUGAGCCACUGGAUAAAGUUCUGGAGCCCUUCUCCAAGGAGCAACUCAAAGCCCUGGUUCAGGAGGCUGUGUCCAAACACCCUGAUUUCAGGGAAAACGUUAACACAUGGGCAGACAAAGAUCCCGCACACAGGAAGAUUUUUGUUCAUGGUCUUGGCUGGGAUACAACAACCGAAACCCUAAUUACUGUGUUUGGAAAGUACGGGGAGAUUGAGGAUUGCAAGGCCGUCACUGAUAAGGUAUCGGGGAAGUCAAAAGGCUACGCCUUUAUACUUUUCAAGCACAGGAGCUCAGCAAGAAAUGCCUUGAAAGAGCCCCAGAAGAAGAUUGGUUCCAGGACCACAUCCUGUCAGCUUGCUUCAACUGGUCCAGUGCCAGCUCCGCCUCCAACCUCUCCGCCUGUGUCUGAGUAUACUCAGAGGAAGAUAUUUGUUAGCAAUGUUGCAGCAGACUUGGACCCCAAGAAGUUAUAUGAGUUCUUUUCCAAGUAUGGUGAGAUUGAAGAAGGACCUAUGGGAUUGGACAAGAAUACAGGGAAACCGAAAGGUUUCUGUUUGUUUGUUUACAAGAGUAUUGAGAGUGCAAAGAAGGCACUGGAGGAGCCUCAAAAGAGUUUUGAGGGGCAUACACUGAAUUGUCAGAAGGCAAUUGAUGGGCCAAAGCAGGGAAAAGGUUAUUCACACCAGCAGCAAACAUCUUAUCCUCAACAUCAUCUGCAACAACAGUAUUAUCAGCAUGCUGCAAAGAAGGGAAAGUAUUCUGGUGGUGGUGGAGGGAGUGCAAAUGCUUCAGCAGGGCAUUUGAUGGCCCCAGCCGCACCAUCUAUUGGGAUUAAUCCAGCUAUGGGCCCAGCCAUUGGACAGGCACUGACUGCAUUGCUAACAUCCCCUGCAGCAGCAGGACUUGGCAUUGGCAAUCUACUCGGGGGACUUCCUGUGAACCCUCAUGGAGUUCCACCUGUGGCGAACAAUGCAUCGGGAUAUGGGUCUCAGGGUGCUACAUCAGGAGGAUAUGCUGGUCAUCCCGGAGUGCAGGGAGGAGGAUAUCAGAACCAACCAAUGGGUCAGGGAGGAGUGAGGCCACAAGGUGGUGCCCCCUGGCGUGGUCAUUAGGCCAUGCAAAAGAUACCAUCAUAAAUGCUUCAAUCUUUUUGUUUUGGACCCGGUGGUUCUUGUGAGGUUCCAGAAUCAAAAGCAAAUGACGUAUUUUUAUUCUAGCAAAAAGUUACUGUUUGUUUUCAGACCAGAAUAUGUAUUUUCUGCUUCAUUCAAACACUCAUUUUAGCAGUUGUUUUCUAAAAUCAUGGUCACCUUUAUGAUCUGUGUACUAUGUAGUACUUUGGUUUCAGCACUUCUAUAUUUUAAAAGACUUGACAAUCUAGUAGGGUAUUCUAGCCCAUGUUUCUCUGAAUUUUAUUUAGAUGGCUUCACUAUAUUUUUCAACAUAAAGUUAUCACGUACCAGUAUAUCCUUUUUAUGAGAGUUUGUGACUUUUGAAGCUUAACACUAUGUUUGGUUCAAGGAUUAUGGAAGGAAAAGAAGAGAAUGAUUUUCUCUCAUUUUCCUUACCAAAAUGGGAGGAAUUUGGUUUUCCCUCCACUUGGUACAUUUUGCCUUCUCAUUUUCUUUUCCUUCCACUUCUCCUUUCUUUUCCCCUCUAACCAAACAAGAGAAACUGUUUUCCAAUUCAUUUGCUUUUCUUUUCCCUUUCAAAUUCCUUGAACCAAACAAAGUGUAAAUGAAGUAUUCAAUUUGUAGUUUUGCAAAUUUAACAUGUGAUCAUUUGGUUUUUUCACUGAUGUAGCCCCUUGUACACACACAUAGAGGAUCACUUCAAGAAAUUUUUAUGCACAUUAAACAGGAUUUACAUCAAAAUGUCAUUUUUUGUGGAUGGGUUCUGUUCUAAUUUAGUCUGUAUCUUCUAACCUCUGAUGUUGCAGGUAACUUUUGCUUGCUCUCUUCUAUUUCUCUCUCCAUUCCUUGGGCACACCUAAAUUUUCCAGUGGAUACUUUUAUCUGUGUUAAAAAGAAGAUGCUCUUAUUAACACCAUGUUUAAUAACCUGACUUAAAAUAUUAAAGAAACAAAAUACAUCAAUUUAAAACCCACAUAAUUAAGAAACAUUUAAGGUUUCUGCAGGAGCAUAUUUUGUUAAAACUUAUUUCAAUCAACUCUGUCUCCUUAUUUUUUCGGGACAUUGUCUUUAGUCUCAUCAUGACCAACAACAUCAGGGUUUCGCAUUUCUUUUACAACUUCCCAUCAUUAUUUCUUCAUCUCUUGAAUCUACAAGUACAUGAAUAUGCAUUGUCUAUUCUAUAUUCUGUUCUAGUACUUCUCCGUGCUAGUCUCGAUGGAGCACAGGACAAUUUGAAGUGCGACAAGUUGUCUACACCAUGGAGAACUUGUAAGCUUUUACCUAUGUCUCUAGCAUUGCACUCUCUAAGGUAGAAUUGGAUGUGUGCCUUAUCUCUUCUUCCUCUUCUUUUUGCCUAUUAGCACAAGAG